Closterium sp. NIES-65 is the source of this 5637-nucleotide messenger RNA. The record is from the annotation of a GenBank genome assembly. Lineage: Eukaryota; Viridiplantae; Streptophyta; Zygnematophyceae; Desmidiales; Closteriaceae.
AUGUCUCACUCGUUGUUAUUACAGGAGCCUCCAUCGCCGGCAGCAGCGGCCACCAGCCGCAGGCGGCCAUGGGGACCCAACGGCCCUUCCAGCGGCCCUGCCAGUGCCAGCGGCAGCAGCAACGGCGGCAGCAGGAGCGGCAACAGGGGCGGGAUCACCUUCGGAGGAGGGGGGCUGAAUCUAGGCGGAAUCGGGGGAAUAGGGGGAAUUGGGGGAAUCGGGGGAAUUGGAGGGUUGGGGAUUGGGAGCGGUGGUGCGGAUGGUGGUGGUAGCAGCAGUGGCGGUGCUAAUAUCGGUGGUGGUGGAGGUGGUGGCGGUGGUGGCGGCGGCGGUAGUUUUAAGAGUUUUGGAGCUGGAGGCUUCAUGGGAGGCCCUGGUGGGUUUUUAGGAGCCGGAACAGGAGGAGGGGCCUCCUUUUUCAAGAACAUCCAACGGUCCUUAUCCAUAGCCGCGCCUGAUCGUGGCCGUCCGCCUCCCGCCCCCACCCCUCGCGUCCCCUCCUCCCAUUCCGCCACGUACGAGUCUCCCCCUAUACGCCCCCAGCCUCCCCCUUCCCAUGGCGCUGCGGUUCGGGGAAGAUCAUCAGGAGGAGCAACAGAGCUUCAUAUAACGCUGGACGAGAUCCGCUCUGCAGGAGGCGCCUCCCCCCUCCGCAGGUCGUUACCAGGGGGGGUGGUAUCUCCUGCGCUCUCUGGGGGCGGGGGAGGGGGGGGAAUUGGAGGAUUGUGGGCUUUGGUGACGCGGACUAGCAGCAGUGGGAUUGGUGGGGGAGGAGGCGGGCUGGAUGACGUGGCGGAGUCUCUGCCCUUAUCUGCCACGUCAUCAAUGAACACGUCACUGGGGAUCCUAGCUGGCAUGUCGUCGCUGCGACCUGUGCAGGCGGAGCAGGCAGAGCCGUUGGAUGCAAGCUUUUUCGAGGAGGACUUUGACCCUGUCCGCUGUGCGUUGGAGGAGCUUCCAGACGAACCCCUCUCGUUGCAACAUCUUGGAACACAGUGUGGAAAGCGGCAGCUGCAGCUGGAUGAGGUGUCGGAACAGCUGGCGACACAAGUGAUGAGUCACCACGAGGAGAUGGUGCAAGGGAUGAACCUCUUUGCGGAGCUGGAGCGGGACCUUCAAGUGCUCUAUGUCAUCUGUAGGAACACACGCCGGCUGCUGAACAGUGCGCGCAAUGACAUCUCAAAGAACCUAGUGGUGUCCAACAAUGUGCAAAAGAAGCGCAUGGCCACUGUGAGUGUGGCGAGGGCAAGUGUCAGGAGCAUGAUUCCCGUGUUGCAGCACAUGCAGCAGGUGGCACAGAUGAAGGCAAGGCUACAGCAGCUGGUGGAGGGCGCCCACUACCCCGCCGCCCUGCAGCUGACGCCCCUUGCUUGCUUGCUGCACCCAAUGCCUAUCUUGUUGCAGCACAUGCAGCAGAUAGCACAGAUGAAGGCAAGGCUACAGCAGCUGGUGGAGGGCACCCACUACCCUGCUGCCCUGCAGCUGUGCUCGCGCUGCCUCGUGCUCGUGGAACAGAGCCGGUCACUGUGGGCCAUUGGAGACAUGAGCAGCAGCCUUGAGGGCUGGCUGGCACGGGUAGUGGAUGAGGUGGACGCCAUUCUCUUCACAGUCUGCCGCCGCUACAACCCCACCGCCUAUGCCACGGUGCUGGAUUCAUAUGCAGUGAUGAACGGGCUGCCCGCCCUGGCAGAGAAGGUGCACAACUUCUUCUCCCAGGCAGUGGUGUCCGAGACCUAUGAUAUCCUGCUGCAGUUCGUGGAGCAGGGAAGCACAGAAGACGACGUCAGAAGAAGCAGGAUGGCAUACAGCGAGCUGUGCGGGCAGCUGUCGGACCGAUUCUUCUUCCUCUGCCUCAUUCGCACCAUGGAGCUCGUUUUUGAGCUCAUGUGCUCGCACCACGUCAUGAUGACCGCUCACCACCCACUGCUCAAGACAGUAUCUGCUGCUCCCGCUGCCGCUCCGCCCGCUGCUCCCCCUGCUGCUCCGCCCUCCGCUGGUUCAAACGCGCCCCAAGUCCCGGCAUCAGCAAUCCCCAUCUCCCAACCCACCGAUCCAUCCACACCUCCUCCUUCCUCCUCUCAGCCUCUGAAGGCUGACCCGGCGAUUGCAAGCAGCAGCAGCAAGAGUGGUGGUGGUGAGAGCAGGGCGAGUGAGGAAAGUAGGGCGAGUGAGGAGAGCAGUGCUGCUCCGGACCGGUUUGAAGACUCGCUGUGUUUGCCAGCUGCACAGGCUGUUGUGUUUGACGUUCCAGCACAGGCAGAUCCCAGCACAGCACAGACGCAUCCCAGCGCGUCUGGCGUUGUCUCAGGGACACAGGCUACUGGUGCUGCUGCUGCACCUGGCGCCAGUGGCAGCAGAGGUGCUGGUGGCAGCAACAGCGUUGCACCCAGCAGUGCUGCAGCACCCACCGGCAGUGGUGGUGGUGAUGGUUUCAGUGAUAGAGUGGUGGGUGCUAGUGGCAGUGGCGGGCCGUCAGCAGCCAAUGAGCUGAUGCCAGCUGUCCCGUCGCCGGCCAGUGAGCUGACGCCAGCUGUGCGGGAGGCGGCAGCAGCAGCAGUGAGGGGUGCGCUAGAGAAGGGUCGGAAGACGGUGUGGGAGCUGGCUGCUCGAAGGGUGGCGGCUCUUUUAUCUGCUCCUCCUGUGUGCUCUGGCACCUCGGAGCAGUUCCUGCAGGUGCGUGCUUGUGCCUCUGUUCUGUCUACAUCUCUGUUUCUGAUUCGCCAAUACAGGAAGACGGUGUGGGAGCUGGCUGCUCGAAAGGUGGCAGCUCUUUUAUCUGCUCCUCCUGUGUGCUCUGGCACCUCGGAGCAGUUCCUGCAGGUGCUUCUGUUUCCCCUUCUCUCUUUCUCACUCAGAGUGAAUCUGGCAGCAGCAGUGGAGAAGGCGGUGUGGGAGCUGGCUGCUCGAAGGGUGGCGCCUCUGCUGUCUGCUCCUCCUGUGUGCUCCGGGACUUCUGAGCAAUUCUUGCAGGUUCUCUGCCUGGUCGAAGAGUUUGUGCUGGCAGGGGAGGCGUUCACUCAAGCAAAGGCUGGGAGCCUGAGUCUUAGGGCCAAGAGGCACUCACCAUUCACCUUCUGGAUUCUGCUGCCUCCCUACCCACCCUCACAUCCCCUACAGAUUCUUUGCCUGAUCCUGUGUCUGGUGGAGGAUUUUGUGCUGGCAGGGGAGGCGUUCACCCAAGCAGAGGCGGGGAGUCUGAGGGCCAAGAUGGGUCGGCAGUGCGACCAGUUCUUUCGGAACUACCACAGACAGGCACUGGAGGUUCUGCGUAUGAUGGUGGAGAGGGAAACAUGGCAGCCCCUCCCCCCGUCCUCCCAGCAAGCCCCCGAGGUGCAAAGUCUCAUCUCCGCUCGCUCCACGCUCGCCCGCUCGCCCGCCAAAAUGCUCACCUCGAGUCCCAGCGACUCUGCUCUUGCUGGGGGCGGAGGAGCAGGAGGUGUGGGGGGAGCGGGAGGAGCAGGAGAGGGAGGAGCAGGAGGAGUGGGAAUGGGUGUGGGAGGGGUGGGAAGGGAGGGAGGUGUGGAGGCAGGACGUGUGUGGGAUUUUAGUCACUGGAUGCAACUAGACCAACCUUUCAAUGUAGAGAAUGUGAGGGGUGGGAGGGAGCAACUGGACGCAGCAAGCGGGAGAGGGAGAGGAGCGGGCGGAGGGGGAGGAAGGGGAGCAAGAGGGGUUAACAGCGGUGGAGUGGGGUGGGAUGGGCCGCAGGGGAUGCUGAGGGAGUUGGUGGUGGUGUCGCAAGGGGGGAUGGGGGGAGUGGCGCGGGAGAGAGCACGGGAGAGGGAUCGGGAGAUGCUGCGAGAUAAAUUCAUGGAUAUGGAACGAGAGAGGGAGAGGGAGAAGGAGCAAGAGAGGGGAAGGAUGAGUCCACAUUCAGCGUAUCAGAGCCCAGGAGGAGCAUAUGGAGCAGGGGUUUCUUCUGGGGGAGGUGGAUAUGGGGUAGGUAGGUUUGGAAGUGCAGCAGAGGGGGUGAACGAGCUUCGGCAGUACAGCUCUGAGCGAGUAGCUCCAAGAAAUGCCGCCCCAACUCCCACUGGCUCUGCUGAUGCUGGUGGUGAUGCUGGUGGCGGUGGUAGCUGGGGCAGUGGGUAUGAUUUGAAGAGUAAUAGCUACAGCCACAGCAGAGGUGGUGGUGCUGUUGCCGCUGCUAGCCCUUCCGGUGUUGCUGCUGUUUGUAGCGACCCUACUGCCGCUGUGAGUGGUGCCAGCAGUGGCAUGAGAGGGGUUGGGAGCGGUUUAUUGAGGAUGCGAGAGGAAGGGGAAGGAGUGGAGCAGGAGGAGGAGGAGGAGGAAGAGGAGGAGGAGGAGGAAGAGGAGGAGAACUCGUUACUAGGCCGCUCACAGAGUGAUGGCAGGCUGGGAGGCCAGGGGAGGAGGCGGGCUGGCAGUGGGAAGGAGGGAGGCGGAGGGGUAGGCACUGGUGGGAGCAAGGGGGGGAAGGCAGGGAAGGGGGGGAAGGCAGGGAAGGGGGGGAAGGCAGGGAAGGGGGAGGAGCAGGACUUUGCUGCCACUGCAUCUGCUCUCGGUGCUGUCAGGCUGAUGGACUAUCAGGUCACGCUGCUGUUCUCUCUCGGACCCAUCUCAGCUGACGUCAUCAUGUCCGUGUGGCAGCUAUUCGACCUCUACCUCAUCACAGUGUUCCGCAUAUUCGGCCAUCGGGAGGCCUUUGCUGCCCUGCGAUCCGCCGACCCUGCCGCCGCUCACUUGCUAUCCCCCAAGCUCCGUGCAGUGCUCACCAAGAUCCUGCACAAGUUUGAAGCCAUGGGCCUGCGUCCUCUCUCUCCUCCCUCCUUCUCUGAUGCUGCUGCCUCCGCUGCUGCCUCUGCUGCUGCUUCUGCUGCUGCUGCAGCUGCCGCCUCUUCUCUCGAAUCAACUACAGGGGCAUCUGCUGCUGGUGCUGCUGCUGGUGCGACUAGAGGUGCUGGUGCUGGUGCUAGGGGUGGUGCUGCUGCAAAGGGUGGUGGAGAAGGCAAUGGGAGUGUGGCAGGGCGGCCAAGUCUGUUUGAUGGCAAGACCGGCACCAGGGUGCUCAUCUCCUCCUCCAACUUCUAUGCUCUCAGGGAGCGGUGUGUGGCGAUCGAGUCGCUGCUGUGGCUCUCCCACGUGGUGCACGCAGCACGGCAGCGCUUCCUCUCGCACCUGCCCAAGGCUUCGUGGCCGCUCCUUGAGUCCUACACCUCCGAAACCCUGGAGGUGGUACCAGAGCUCUGCGAGCAUGUGAUGAGAACAGCUGCUCGAUUGCUCAUCAACUUCACCAGUUACGCAGACAAGAUCGCAGCAGGGAGAUGGGAGUCCCACGACGUCACGUCCUACCACAGCCCCUACGUGGAUGCGCUCCUGUCGGAAUUCCGCCUCCUGCUACAGAGAUUGAACCACCUGGGCAUCCCAGUCCAGGUGCAGCACCAGCUGGUGCAGUUUGCAAUGGAGGCAGUAGCAGACGUGCUUGUCGAGGGCUUCUCGCGAGUCAAGCGCUGCUCCAAUGAAGGCCGGGCGCUUAUGUCCCUCGACCUGCAGACGCUGAUCAAUGGCUUGCAGCAACUCACAGGGCGCCGCCCAGACAUGCAGAUUGUUGACACGUACAUCAAGGCCUUCUACCUGCCCGAGACAGAGUACCUCUACUGGGCGCUCAGCCAUCCC